Molecule: messenger RNA, 1769 nt
Organism: Selaginella moellendorffii
Lineage: Eukaryota; Viridiplantae; Streptophyta; Lycopodiopsida; Selaginellales; Selaginellaceae
Product: bifunctional TH2 protein, mitochondrial
Exons: 6
Coding region: 6-1610 (534 amino acids)
Cellular component (GO): cytosol
Source: RefSeq, a predicted model, not a curated record
AGGUAAUGUCGUGUUUGCUUAGAAAUGUAGUGGCCAGAGGAUUGAGGAGCUUGGCAAGCGCUCAGGCGAUGGAGCCAUCCAUUUCAAAGCGCUUGUGGCAGCAAUCCAAGCGCGAGGCAAUGGUAUGUCUGUAUCAUCCAUUUGUGGUGUCCAUCGCUGCUGGGACGCUGGAUCUUCACAGCUUCCAGCGAUUUAUAGCGCAGGAUUCCUUCUUCCUGACGGCAUUCGCGAAAGCCUAUGGUUUGGCCAUAGAGCGCAGCGAUGAUCGAGAAGUUAAAUCUGAGAUUUGCAAGCUCCAACAGGCUGUGUACGAGGAACUUGAGCUCCAUUCUUCCCUCAUGAAGGCUUGGAACUUCGAUCAUACACCACCAUCGCCAGCAACUUGUGCCUACACAGAUUUUCUCCUCGCAGUGGCUGCUGGGAAGAAAAUUGAAUCCGAGAAAACUAAGGUGCCGAUGCUCACUCUGGCAGCAAUGGCUCCGUGCAUGCGUCUCUACGCCUUCCUAGGCCAAGAGACGAGAGUUUUCUCUCGAGAAAAUCAUCCAUAUCGCGACUGGAUUUCGACUUACUCGUCGCCUGGUUUCGAGACUGCUGCUACUCGACUCGAGCAGCUUCUCGAUAGACUCUCGGAAGCUCAAGAGACUACGGCAGCGGAAUUUCAGAGUAUGCAAAGUUUGUAUCACCGUGCCAUAGCGUACGAGGUGAGCUUCUUCGAUGCCCAGGAAGUGCAUGGCAGCAACGCUUUUGUACCGCUGCUAGAGAGUGUAGCACUCAAGGAUCGCAACUUCGUGCUCAUCUCUGAUUUUGAUUCUACUUGCACCGUCUCUGAUUCAUCCCCAGUUCUAGCGGAGCUGGCUAUGGCGGUCGAUCCAGAUGUAAGGAGGAAAUGGAGCAGCCUCUCGGACGAGUAUUUCAGGGACUACUCCAAACUCCUGGAAGAAGUUGUUCUUCGUGGUGGUCGCGAGAAAAAUGAGUACGACUACGAUGCGAUCAAAGAGGCUCUCCAAGUUCUUUCCGAGUUUGAGAAGCAAGGGAACGCGAAAAUCGACGCCUCCCGCGUUUUCCAAGGCAUUAAGAUCGAUGAUAUCAAGCAAGCCGGACAAAACAUGGCACUUCAAGCUGGCUGUGCCAGUGUGCUUUGCAGGCUAAGUUCCAAAAUCUCUUGUCAAAUCCUCUCGGUUUGCUGGAGCCGGACCUUCAUUGAAGCAGCUUUCUCCAAAGAGAAUAUCACCAAUGUUCCUGUCCAUUCCAACGAACUCGAAAACGAUGGGAACUUUACAACCGGGAGCUUGAUCAGACGCGUCGAGACACCGAUUGACAAGGAAGAGACGAUGUUUCGUGAGAUCCUACACGCUCCGGACGACAAGUUUGUGAUUUUCAUUGGAGACAGCCUCACGGAUCUGCUAGCCUUGCUCCGAGCUGACAUUGGAAUUGUUCUAGGAACGAGCUCCAGCCUCGAUCGAGCCUCCAAAGCCUUUGGAGUGAAGAUCGUGCCACUCUUUUCCGGCCUCGUCCAGCAAAGCUCUCGAUCAGCGUGGAGAAAAGAGGAAGGAGUUUUGUAUCGAGCUUCUGGAUGGCUGGAGAUAGAAGCGUUUCUAGCUGGUAAUUAGCUUAAAAUUAUCCGCUAAACGUCGAUUUGAUAUGUUAGGCACUGCUGGUCUAGUGGUAGAAUAGUUCCCUGCCACGGAACAGACCCGGGUUCGAUUCCCGGGCAGUGCAUUUCCCGAUAUUUUCAUUUGUCACUGUUAAAAUAUCUGGCAUCACAUAAA